Messenger RNA from Lotus japonicus, 1903 nucleotides. RefSeq lists its product as uncharacterized. The transcript has 11 exons. Bases 10 to 1140 code for a protein of 376 amino acids. The record is from RefSeq and is a predicted model, not a curated record. Lineage: Eukaryota; Viridiplantae; Streptophyta; Magnoliopsida; Fabales; Fabaceae.
AGGCAGAGAAUGGAGUGCGCGGCAAAGGGGAGCGGAACACGGUGUAGCGCCACCGCCACGAGACUCUGUGCUCGCUGCGAAGUCGUUGCUUAUUGCUCUCUCCCUCACCAGAUUGCGCACUGGAAUCACCACAAACUCGAGUGCGAGAGGUUGCAACAACAGAAGGAGAGUAUCGAUGUCGUCAAUGAUUAUCCGUUUACUUUUUCCAAUGAAGCCACGUUCAAGGUUUGUGCGAAGCAGGAAACUAGAUGUUCAUUUUUGAGCAAGAGAGGCCUUCAUCAAGUGGGAAUGUGGAUGCAUGAAUGCCAAUGUGGGGCAUCAUCUGCUUCAUUUGAUUGUUUAGGGUUAAACAGUGGCUGGGAUCUCCCUAGUGUUUUGUGUCCAUGUUGUGGGCCUGAUUCUCCACUAUCAGAGCAAUUGCAUAGUUGGAGAGACUACUACAAGUGGAGGACCAUCCCUCUUGAUUCACCUGUUGCUUUGCUCCUUCACUGGCCACUUACAAUAUAUCAUGCUGCUCAACUUGUUGGAAAGUCAACCUUGAAUCAAGAAGUCGGAGAUAAGUUGUACAUACAUUACCUUGGACCUGAGAAAGAGCUGCUACAACUUGCUGUGUUUGGAGAAUUACAGGCCCUCUUCCCUGGUGUACACAUUCAUAUAGAACUUGUUGGACCUGCAGUUCCUCCUCAUAGGGACGGUGAGAAGAUCAGCAUUUCUAGGUAUCCUUGUUGCAAUGAAGAUGAGUGUGAGUGCAAACUAGCGAGUGAAAAUAUGAUCAUAGGAGCACAAACUGGUACCACUUCGAAGCUGACAUUGCAGCUUUGGCGAGGAUUCUACCAUGACCGAUACAUAGAUAUGGUUAAGAAUUCCUCCCCUCACCUUGUGAUUGCUCCUAAUGGUGGAAUUGCUGCCUACUCAAGCUGGUUACCAAGUAUUGAGUUAAUUAAAAAGAUUGAUAUCCCAGCUGUUUUUACUGAUUAUUGUGAGGAAGCUUGUAAUCUUGCAGCAAGUUGCAUUGAGUCUGUAACUGGACAUCCUCUUAGAUUGCCAGUUCAGUUAAAUCCUUUCAGGCAGCCUUUGGCCGUGGAAGGCAGCGUGCUGUUGCUUCCCUGCUACUCAAAUUGCUUUCUAUUUGGGAUGUAAAGGGUAAUAAUGCUCUGAAAUCUGAAUUGCUUGAGCCAUCAGAGGGAAUCAUGAACAGAGCUUAACUAUUAUAAUUAUGUUUCACUUCUCUAGAAAGCUCAUCUUUGUUAAACUUAAAUAUAUUUUGGUCCCUGAAAAUAGAAUGUAGUCCCGCUUUUAAUAUUUUUUUAUUGAGUUUGUCUUUAGUCCUUUAUCAAAAUAAGGAGUUUUAAUUUUAUAAAAAAUGAAGGUUAAAAAAUAAGGAGUUUUGAAAAUCAGAAAUUUAAAGCAAGAUUGGGAAAUUUUACUGGGAUUAGAAACAUUUUACCCUGAUAUCAAGAAAUUCGUUCAAGUAUCAAACAAUCCUUCUUCCUCUGCCUCCCUAGACAUACUUGUGAUAAGAAAAAACUAAGCCAAAUUUUCUUGACAGUCCUGUGAAUUUUUUGUUAUUAUGUAUUUGAGAUUUUAACUUUUUAUUUAUCCAUACCAGUGAAUUGUGAUCUACUAAUUAACCAAUGAUAAAUAGGUUUCCGGGACUUUAAUGAUCUGAUAUAGAUAUGAAUAUAUGACAGUGACUUCUAAUGCAUUCUUUCAAAGAAGAGGCAAUAUGUGAGCUGGUUGUGGGGAUACUUCAAGCAAAGCUUCUACUUUUUUUAUUUGUGCAACAGCAAGCUUCUAAUUUAACGAGCAAAAAGUGCUUCAUUCACACCUUAUCUGUUUGAUCUUCAUACUUUCUGAAAAUUAAAAGUUAAAAUUAUUAACAAGUAACUACAAAAAACUUGGA